AUGGCCGCCGUCUCGGACACCCGCUUCAAACUAAACACCGGCGCGGAGAUCCCCGCCUUGGGUCUCGGCACCUGGCAAUCCGCCCCCGGUGAGGUCGAAAAGGCCGUGAGCCACGCCAUUUCCGUGGGAUACAGGCACAUCGACGGUGCGUUCUGCUACCAGAACGAAGAGGAAGUCGGCAAAGGCAUCAAAGAGGCCCUCGCUUCGGGCAAGGUCAAGCGGGAGGAUCUCUUUGUCACCACAAAGCUAUGGUGCACCUACCAAACCCGGGUCGAGGAGGCUCUGAACCUGAGCUUGAAGAACCUGGGCCUGGACUACCUCGAUUUGUACCUCGUCCACUGGCCUCUGCUCAUGAACCCCGAAGGAAACCACCCUCUCUUCCCCAAGCACCCCGACGGUUCCCGGGAUAUCAUCCACUCACACUCGCACAUUGACACCUGGAAGAGCAUGGAGAAGCUGCUGGCGACCGGUAAGGUCAAGGCAAUUGGUGUCUCCAACUACAGCAAGCGCUACCUUGAAGAGCUGCUUCCCCACGCCACGGUGAUUCCCGCCGUCAACCAGAUCGAGAACCACCCUUCUCUUCCUCAGCAGGAGAUUGUCGACUUCUGCAAGGAGAAGGGUAUUCACAUCACUGCCUACAGCCCGCUGGGCAGCACUGGCAGCCCGCUCUUCACGGCCGAGCCUAUUGUGAAGGUUGCAAAGGAUAAGGGCGUCACUCCCGCCACCGUUCUUCUGAGCUGGCACAUUGCCCGUGGAUCCUCCGUGCUCGCCAAAUCAGUCACGCCUUCUCGCAUUGAAGACAACCGCAACCUGGUCAAGCUGGAUGAUUCGGAUCUGGCUACUAUUGCCAAGUACACCGACGAGCUGGCUGCGAAGAAAGCAUUCCAGCGAUUCGUCUACCCGCCCUUUGGCAUUGACUUUGGCUUCCCGGACAAGUCUUAG
Molecule: messenger RNA, 942 nt
Organism: Aspergillus melleus
Lineage: Eukaryota; Fungi; Ascomycota; Eurotiomycetes; Eurotiales; Aspergillaceae
Product: putative glycerol dehydrogenase
Exons: 4
Coding region: 1-942 (313 amino acids)
Cellular component (GO): cytosol
Molecular function (GO): aldose reductase (NADPH) activity
Source: RefSeq, a predicted model, not a curated record